CUUCAACUCACCACCACGCUAUCCUACAAAUGGCAUCAGCACCACCGACCGCCGCCAACAUGGGCGCAGACGUCAAGACGCCCGAAGCCGCCGCCGCGCCGCCUGCGAAAGUAAAGCCGUGCUGCGUAUGCACCGACCAAAAGGCCAAACGCGACGAAUGCAUGCUGUUCUCUACCUCCAACGAUGCGCAGAAAGAAUGCGCCACCCUGGUCGACCAAUACCGCCAAUGCAUGGCGGGAUAUGGAUUCAAGAUAUAACUGCGCUUGGAGGCGCAGACGUGUAUGAUAACGAGGACAACUUCGAGACGACUGUACAACACACAGCAGCAUGGAAGGCGUUCAACAUUAGACAUUGGCAUGAUGCAUUCAUUUGUAUUGCUUGUAUAUAUAUGUACAUGAGCUGGAUUCAAAAUUCAAAUCCAUCUCGGCUCUAAACAGCUAGCUGGGGUAUCUUGAAAAUAAAUAUGGAAAUGCAGCCACCACUUUCCAGACCAUAUUUCACUGUGUCUUGCUCUUUGCUCCUCCCACUAGCUCACUCUUGAUGCAUAGUCGCCACAAGCACCACAGGUAGCAUAUCCCAAACCCGCCUGUGCCCACAAUUGCAUUCGCAACAACCCACAAAUCUGGCUUGUUUGCGGGAGGGGCAAAGACGGCUUCGACCACGUGCCAUGCUACCAUGGCGACGUACAUGUUGACGUGUAGCAUCUUGCUGAAUAGGUUCAGCCCGCUCCU
Molecule: messenger RNA, 731 nt
Organism: Cucurbitaria berberidis CBS 394.84
Lineage: Eukaryota; Fungi; Ascomycota; Dothideomycetes; Pleosporales; Cucurbitariaceae
Exons: 3
Coding region: 30-257 (75 amino acids)
Biological process (GO): mitochondrial respiratory chain complex IV assembly
Cellular component (GO): mitochondrial intermembrane space
Molecular function (GO): copper ion binding; copper chaperone activity
Source: RefSeq, a predicted model, not a curated record